AAAAAAGGAGGGUGAAAGAAAGAAGAGAUCCUGAUGGAAAUCAGGGCACCCUGACCAGCUCCUGCUUGGAGUGAGGAAGGCGAGGCGGAAACGAGAUUUCCCUACAAGUUUUUGCUGCUGAAGGUUGCUCAGGAGCCUUCCUCGGCCGGCGAGGGGGGAAACCACUCCGGGACUACUCCAGCAGUAGGAAGACCGAGGAGUGGAGUGGAUGAAUUUACCGAUGAGAGAUCCAGUAAUCCCUGGGACAAGCAUGGCUUAUCAUCCUUUUUUACCGCACCGGGCACCGGACUUUGCCAUGAGCGCCGUGCUGGGACAUCAGCCUCCCUUCUUCCCGGCUCUGGCUUUGCCUCCCAACGGGGCAGCCGCCCUCUCCCUUCCCGGGGCUCUGGCUAAACCCAUCAUGGAUCAGUUAGUGGGGGCUGCAGAGACUGGUAUUCCCUUUUCUUCCCUGGGUCACCAGGCUGCAGCCCAUCUGAGGCCUUUAAAAACUCUGGAGCCAGAGGAAGAGGUAGAAGACGAUCCGAAAGUGCAUCUGGAAGCUAAAGAGCUUUGGGAGCAAUUCCAUAAAAGAGGCACGGAGAUGGUGAUUACCAAAUCGGGAAGGAGAAUGUUUCCUCCAUUUAAAGUGAGAUGCACUGGACUGGAUAAAAAGGCCAAGUACAUUUUAUUGAUGGAUAUCGUGGCGGCUGAUGAUUGUAGGUACAAAUUCCAUAAUUCCCGGUGGAUGGUAGCCGGCAAGGCUGACCCUGAAAUGCCAAAGAGAAUGUACAUCCACCCGGACAGCCCGGCCACCGGCGAACAAUGGAUGUCCAAAGUCGUCACCUUUCACAAGCUGAAGCUCACUAACAACAUCUCUGACAAGCACGGAUUUACCAUUUUAAACUCCAUGCACAAGUACCAGCCCCGCUUCCACAUCGUCCGAGCCAACGAUAUCCUCAAGCUUCCUUACAGCACGUUCAGGACCUACGUUUUCCCGGAGACUGAAUUCAUCGCAGUGACCGCAUACCAGAAUGAUAAGAUCACGCAAUUAAAAAUCGACAACAACCCUUUUGCCAAAGGUUUUCGGGACACCGGGAAUGGAAGGAGGGAAAAGAGGAAGCAGCUGACCCUGCAGUCCAUGCGGGUGUACGACGAGAGGCAGAAGAAGGAGAAUCCCACCUCGGACGAGUCGUCCAAUGAGCAGACGGCCUUCAAGUGCUUUGCCCAGUCCUCCUGUCCUGCCGUGCCUGCCGUGGGCACCUCCAGCCUCAAAGAUCUCUGUCCCAGCGAGGGAGACAGCGAUGCAGACAGCAAAGACGAUCCCUUGCUAGAAGGCAACGAGUCGGGCAAAAUCAGCACGACCACCGCCGCCACCCCAGCGCCGGCCAGCUCCGCUGCCACCGCCGGGGACGACCCCCGGGACAAGGGCGGCAGCCCCUCCAAAAGCCACUUCUUCCCUGGGGACUCGGCAGGGAGUCGGGGCCGAGAGAGGACUGAGAAAGCCCCUCCGGACUCCCGGCACAGCCCAGCUACCAUCUCUUCCAGCACCCGGGGGGGAAGCCUGAGCGGCGAGGAACUGAAAAGCCCCCUCAGGGAUGGCCCCAAAGUAGAUGAGAACCGACUGCUGGGGAAAGAGCCCUUCACCCCCCUGACGGUGCAAACCGACAGCACGGCCCACCUGAGCCAGGGACACUUGCAGAACCUCGGCUUUCCCCCUGCCCUGGCCGGCCAGCAGUUCUUCAACCCGCUGGGGAACGGGCACCCGCUGCUGCUGCACCCCGGGCAGUUCGCCAUGGGGGGAGCCUUCUCCGGCAUGGCCGCGGGCAUGGGACCCCUCCUCGCCACCGUCUCCGGGGCGUCCGCCGGGGUCUCGGGACUGGACAACACGGUCAUGGCCACGGCGGCGGCCCAGGGACUCUCGGGAGCAUCGGCGGCUGCUUUGCCUUUCCAUCUGCAGCAGCACGUCCUGGCUUCACAGGGCCUGGCCAUGUCUCCCUUCGGCAGCCUCUUCCCCUACCCCUACACCUACAUGGCCGCGGCGGCCGCCGCCUCCAGCGCCGCUUCCAGCUCCGUGCACCGGCACCCGUUCCUGAGCGCCGUGCGGCCGCGGCUCCGCUACAGCCCCUACCCGCUGCCCGUGCCCCUGGCGGACGGCAGCAGCCUCCUCACCACCGCCCUGCCCGGCCUGGCCGCCGGCUCCGGGGAGGGCAAGGCGAGCGGGCUGAGCGCCAGCCCCGGCUCCGUGGCCCUGGACUCCGCCUCGGACCUCACCAGCCGCUCCUCCACCCUCUCGUCCGGCUCCGUGUCGCUGUCCCCCAAGCUGGGCGCGGACAAGGAGGCGGCCACCAGCGAACUGCAGAACAUCCAGCGCCUGGUCAGUGGGCUCGACCCCAAGCAGGACAGAUCCCGCAGCGGCUCCCCGUAACCCCCCGGCCUCCGGGAGCUCAUUUCAAAUCAGUCUCGCAGUGCACUUUGUUUGAUAGAAACCACAUCCUCCACCCCGCGAGUGGUUUUUUUUGUUUUGUUUUGUUUUGUUUAUUUUACCCCCCUCUAUUUUUUUUUUCUCCCUCUUUCAAUUUAUUAUUUUUUUUUUUAACAUAUAAAAUAUCGCGGCGUUGUGUGUGUGUUUAGCAACAAAAAGGUGGAGCAGGGAAAAGGGUCGGGGAUGGGGGAGCGCUGGGUUGGAGGCUCCUCACAAGGAGCAGAACUGGCCGGAUCGAGGCACCGGUGGGGUUUGUGGCAUCCUCUUAUUUUUUAUUUUUAUUUUUUUUAUCAGUGUAAAAAGAAAAAAAAAAAAAACAACCCCAAACCAAAACACCC
Molecule: messenger RNA, 2799 nt
Organism: Poecile atricapillus (Black-capped chickadee)
Lineage: Eukaryota; Metazoa; Chordata; Aves; Passeriformes; Paridae
Gene: TBX3
Product: T-box transcription factor 3
Exons: 8
Coding region: 209-2404 (731 amino acids)
Biological process (GO): regulation of transcription by RNA polymerase II; positive regulation of cell population proliferation; cell fate specification
Cellular component (GO): nucleus
Molecular function (GO): RNA polymerase II cis-regulatory region sequence-specific DNA binding; DNA-binding transcription factor activity, RNA polymerase II-specific
Source: RefSeq, a predicted model, not a curated record